Rotaria socialis is the source of this 1200-nucleotide messenger RNA. NCBI's taxonomy places the organism in Eukaryota, Metazoa, Rotifera, Eurotatoria, Philodinida, Philodinidae. The record is from the annotation of a GenBank genome assembly.
AUGUUGAUGUUAUUUCUAUAUACCCUUGUUAAUUUAGCUGGUUCUCUAGUGGCUUUUGAUACAACAACAGAAAACUAUACAGUACCAGUUAGUGGAAAAUGUGUGCUAACUUGUUAUGUGGCUGAAGUUCGUUCAUUUAAAGUUCUAUGGCAAAAAAUUGAUCGAUCAAUUCUAAACGGGAAUCAAACAAAUGUACAAGAACAACUUACAUUGAUUGCUUUCGAUGGAACAGUUUAUUCAAACAAAGAUCAUUAUCGUCUUGAAUCUGACUAUGUUGGAUCGUAUAACUUAAUAAUUGACCGUGUUAAUGAAGAUGAUCAAGGAGAAUAUCAAUGUCAAAUUAAUACAGAACCAAGAAAAACGAAAAGAAUUUUUCUUACUGUUCAAGUUCCGCCACGUAUUGUUGAUUUUCUUCCAAAUCCACCGUUACAUCCAAUUCUUGCUGGAUCAUCUUUAAAAUUAUCAUGUCGAGCUGAAGGCACCCCUGCGCCUACUAUACGAUGGCGUAUUCGCGACGUCGAUAUAAAUCGAAGCGGCGAUCUAUUACCGCCUGAUAAUAGCAAUAUAUGGUUUAUUCCAUCUAUAACCAAUACAUUUCCACGUACAGUUGAAUGUAUUGCUGAUAAUGGUGUUUUACCAGCGUCGAAUAGAGUAUUUACAAUCCAUGUUGAACAUUCACCUGUUGUCAUUGUUAAUAAUGAUUUAAUUCAAAGUGAACGAUAUCAAAAUGUAACCAUUGACUGUCAUGCAGUAGGUCGGCCAUUUGCUCGAAUAUUUUGGGAAAAAAAUGGCAAAAUGAUUGAAAAGAAUAAAAUGACGCACACUCGAGUUAAUCAAACAAUGUCAACAAGUCGAUUAACAAUUCAGAUGAACAAUGAUGAUGAUUUUGGACAAUACAAUUGUAUUGCUGAAAAUAUACACGGUCGAAUGGAAUCUAUUGUUUAUGUGCUACAAGAAGCAACGACGACACCAAUAAAAGAUGAAAAAACUCAUCGAUAUUCAAAACAUUCAGCUAAGACAAAUUCAAAUCGAUUAUUAACAAUAUCUCCUCGUCAAUUGAUAUUACCAACAAGGACCACAACAAAAAUGGUUUAUACUGAACGUGAUAUUCAAAUUAGUUCAUCAUCUUAUCGUUUAUCGACGACAAAUCUAUUGACAUAUCUUCCGUUUUUAUUUCAAAUUUUUACUAUUUGCAGAUAA